AUGGCAGCUGCACAGAGCUGCAUUAGCUCCACGAGCGAAGACGCCCUUUGGCGGCCGGAUCGUCGGAGGACCACAUUUGCCGAGUUACCUGCUGAGCUGCGUCUUAAGAUAUGGUCCUGCGCUGUGGAACCUCGUGUUGUCAUCUUGGACGACCUGGUCCAACAGGAAAAAUCUUAUCCAUUACCAUCUGUUACCCAGCUCAACGCAGAAUCUCGAACGGAGACUCGACAAGGUUAUGAGCCUGCUGGCCGCGGAUCAUGUUUCGAUUUCUCGCGAGACAUUCUCGUCUGCGACCCCAAAAUCUCAGAUCAAAGGUUCGACCUGACUCUGGAGGACUUGGCGCUGCGGGUGCAACGACUCGCCUUCUGGGACUGUUUCCCUGAUGAUGGUCGCAUAGACGUCCUGUACCACUAUUCCGCAUACCUUCAGGCUUGCUACCCCAGCGGGCAUUCCGGUAAAAUAGAGUUUGACAAAUUCUGGUUCCCAAACUUGAAGGAUCUUUGGAUCGUAAAAGUCGGUGAGGUCGACCGGUCAUGGAUGGUUGGCGUGGACAAGGAUCUGCCGUGUGAAGCUCGUUUGCAAAAAACCGCUCGGCAGUUCCGAUACUGGGUUGACGAAGACAUCAUUGAAAUAGCCUCGUUGGACCUAAGCGAACCGGAGACUAAGAUGAUUCUGCGCGAGGGCAGAUGUGGCAAGACCGACUGCCAGCAGCUCAAUCUCGGGCGUCAAAGGAUGGUGUCCAAGGUUGUCUUCGUAGACGGCAAGUACGACGGCGGCCUGAGCAAAGACGAGCAUCAAAGAUGGAACCGCAUUCGGCCGUGGCCAACUGUUGUUGAGCAGGGUGCCACGGAUACUGACACGUCCGCCAACCGAAUGAGAUGGAUUAUCGUCGAGCGAAUUCUGACUUUUUCCCUAAGAUGGGACGAGCCUGAAGAGUUGGACCAUCAAGAUUCGCUCGACCACCGCCGUUCAAGGCGUACAGAAAAUACAGGGUGA
Messenger RNA from Ustilaginoidea virens, 996 nucleotides. RefSeq lists its product as uncharacterized. The coding region runs from base 1 to 996 and encodes 331 amino acids. The transcript has a single exon. Lineage: Eukaryota; Fungi; Ascomycota; Sordariomycetes; Hypocreales; Clavicipitaceae. The record is from RefSeq and is a predicted model, not a curated record.